Molecule: messenger RNA, 1878 nt
Organism: Hibiscus syriacus
Lineage: Eukaryota; Viridiplantae; Streptophyta; Magnoliopsida; Malvales; Malvaceae
Exons: 7
Coding region: 1-1878 (625 amino acids)
Source: RefSeq, a predicted model, not a curated record
AUGACUACACCGAUCAGGGGAGCAACUGAUAGUGAGCCUGAUUCUACCAGAGCUGCAUUUGAUGAGAAUUUUGGUAAACAAUUUUUACAGUUGAUUCAAGGAGCGGUCAGAGCUGUUGGUGCUGGAUCCGAGGUGCAUAUUUCUCAAACUUUGAUCGCCAAUGGGGGGGCUUUGGUUGGUGGCAUCGACGGUGGUAGCCGACUGGUGGAUAUGGCGGUGGAUCUGAGGCUCGAUCUGGAUUGUUGGAUGGGUCCAUAUCUGACGGCUGAGAUGAGUGGCGGUGCCAAAGGGUUUCAUGAAACCCUAAUGAUACAUACUGCUUAUAACGAUAUUUCUAAAAUCCCUGAUGAUGUUAACCAGCAGAGCCCAUCAAACAACGCUGCAAUAAAUGAAGAAGGUAUACAAGCUCCUCAUUCAUUUGUUCCUAAACGAGGGAGAGAUAGACCUGUAAAGGACAAAGAUAUUUUUACUGGAUCAAAAAAUAGUCUAUGGGAAAAUGAUGGCAUCAAUAGAAGACAUCUUUGGCACCAAAUGAAAGACUUGGACAGUAAGAUAGGAAAUCUCCCCUGGAUCCUCGGUGGCGAUUUUAACAUUACUCUUCGUCUGAAUGAAAGCUUUGACUAUGAGCUUCUUUGUCCGACCUCGACUCCUGAAAUGAAAGAAUUUCAGGAUUUAACUCAGGAUCUCGAUCUCCAUGACCAUCCUUUUAUUGGCCCCCUUUUUACAUGGAGUAACAAACAAUCAGAAUCUUACCUAGCAAGGAAACUUGAUAGGGUUCUUAUUAAUCCUAUUUGGGCUCUCUCAUUCCACAACUUUCAUGUCGAAUUCCUUUCCCCUGGAGUCUCAGAUCAUUUUGAGCAGUCUUUGCAAUCUCCUUUCCACGAGAACCCAAUGAUGAUACUGUUUCUUAAGCUCAAGCAUCUCAAGACUAGUCUCAAGAAUCUUAACAAGUCUUGCUAUAGUGAAAUCUCUUCUCGGCAUUCUCAUCUGCUCCCAGCUUUUAACGCAACCAUUAUUGCUUUAAUUCCCAAAAUCCCCAACCCUUGCAAAGUCAAAGACUUCAGACCAAUUUCAUGUUGUUCAGUCAUCUAUAAGGUGAUUACAAAGAUUUUAGUUAAAAGAAUGACAAGUCUCAUGCCAGAAAUGGUCUCUCUCAACCAAUCAACUUUUAUUAAGGGCAGGAGCAUCGUUGAUAACACACUCAUUGCUCAAGAAGUUGUUAAGGGGUACAGAAGGAAAAACAUAUCUCCAAGAUGCACAAUGAAAAUCAACCUUCAAAAAGCAUUUGACACCCUUCAUUGGAACUUCAUUAUUUCAGUUUUGAAAGUACUUGACCUUCCUCAAAGAUUUAUAGGCUGGAUUCAAGCUUGUUUCACCGAAGCUCGAUUCUCAAUUUCUUUCAAUGGGAGUUUAGUAGGUUUCUUCAAGGGAGAAAGAGGCAUAAGGCAAGGGCUAAAUCUAAACGCUGCAAAAUGUGUUUUCUUUACUGCCGGUGUUGAGAACCGAACUGUUGAGAAGAUAAAGCAGUUUUCUGGUUUCAGUAUUGGAUGCUUUCCAGUUCGCUACCUUGGUAUUCCUCUAAUUACUAGAAAACUGUCCAUAAAAGAUUGUGACCAGCUAAUUGAUUAUAUUAAAUCCAAAUUGAAUCUGUGGUCUGGGAAAAUGCUGAGCUUUGUUGGUCGUCUGGAGCUAAUUCGAGCAGUCCUAUUUAGCGUUUCCAAUUUUUGGUGCAGACAACUCUUGCUCCCUCAAGCUGUUAUCAAUAAAAUCGACCAACUCUUCUCCCGAUUUUUCUGGAAAGGAAGCGACAAGGCUGCUACAGGCGUGCGAGUUAGUUGGGAGAAGAUUUGUCAACUUAAAUCCGAGGGAGGUCUAUGA